AUGUCAAACUUAGUUCAACAAUUUGUUGCUGGGUUAAAGUCGAGACAUUCCGAGGUACGGCGCAAAACAGCGAGGGAUUUAUGCUUGUAUGUAAAAACAGAACUGAGAGAACUACCCCAAGAUGAAUGUACAUCGUUUUUGGAUGAUUUUAAUCAUCAUAUAUUUGAAAUGGUUUCUGGAAAUGAUGUUAAUGAAAAAAAGGGUGGUGUUGAAGCAAUAGAAUGUCUAAUAACCGGAGAUAUAGUUAACACCACAACAAGAAUAUCUAGAUACUGCAAUUACUUGCGUAAUUUAUUGCCUUCUUCUGAUGUAUCUGUUAUGGAACGUGCAGCACAGACUCUUGUGCGUCUUGCUUUACUUCCUUGUUCUAAGGGUGCAGAAUCUGUUGAAUUCGAUUUAAAACGAGCUUUUGAAUGGCUAUCUGCUUCUGAAAGAAAUGAGGGUAAAAGGCAUGCUGCAGUAUUGGUUCUUAGAGAAUUGGCCCUUUCUAUGCCAACUUAUUUCUACCAGCAAGUUUCUGGUUUUUUUGAACAUAUAUUCAAUGCUAUUCGAGAUAGUAAACCUAUGAUCAGAGAAGCAGCUGGUCAGGCUCUUAAGGCUGGAUUAGUUGUCACCGCACAACGUGAAAGUGCAAAAUGUAGCACCAAACCAAUGUGGUAUAAUAUGUGUUUUGAUGAAGCAAUGAAAUGCUUUGAUGAAACUUACAUAAGGGAAAAAGGAUCUACUAGAGAGGAUCGCAUCCAUGGAGGAUUAAUUAUCUUAAAUGAGUUGUUAAGAUGUGGCAAUGCUACAUGGGAGAGAAAAUACAAUGCUUUGAAACAAAAGGUUGACCCUGAUUCACAAAAUCAAAUUGAUGAUGAUAGAUAUUUAUUUUCUGCAAAACCAGCUCUUCCUUUGACUGCACAGCACGGACUAAAUACAGUUAAUGUCACUGUUUAUGAAUCUGCUGUUUGUAGGCAACUGAUAACAGAAAAAUAUGAUCAGAUUUGUUUUAACGUAAUGCUUCAACGUAUUCCAAGACCUCUUCUUCUAUUAAACAGCUUAUUUUCUAUAUUGCCUCGAUUAGCAGCUUUUAAAAAAGAUAAAUUUGUUAAAGAUAACCUUAAUUCUACAGUGGCCUAUUUGCUGAUGAUAGUUAAAGGUAAAGAGAAAGAAAGGAAUUUAGCUUUUGUUGCUCUAGGAUUCAUUGCUAUCGCCGUUGAACAAGAUAUUAAUAAGUCAGUUCCAAAGAUAAUGGAUGCAAUUAAAGCAGCUUUACCAUCUAAAGAUGGGUCACUUAAGAGACGUAUAACAAUUGACCCAUCAAUAUUUAUAUGUAUCACACUUCUCUCACAUGCUGUUAAAGACCUUAUAACUCGCGAUAUAAAAGAUAUAUUAGAUUAUAUGUUUGCAACAGGUUUAAGUAAUUCUCUGACAACUUGUUUACGAGAAUUGGCACAAAAUGUCCCGCGUGUUAAGAAAGAUAUUUCAGAAGGCCUAUUGAGAAUGCUUUCUCAUAUUUUAAUGAAUAAACCAUUACUGCAUUUAGGCACUCCUAAACAUUUACUGGGUCAAUCUAUGAAUUCCAACUAUAAUGAUAAUCAUGAUAUAUCAAUAAUUGUUCUUGCCUUGAAUACUUUGGGAAGCUUCAAUUUUGAUGGACACAGUCUUUUACAAUUCGUCACAAGGUGUGCGGAUCAUUUUUUAAUUAAUGAUCAACAAGAAAUACGGUUGGAAGCUGUAAGAACUUGUUGUUGCCUAUUAAAGCUUGCAAUGGAUACAAGCAAAACCAAUCAAUCUGAUACAAUAGUUUCCACUGUUUCUGAUGUCUUGAAUAAACUGCUAACUGUUGGUAUGACUGAUACAGAUCCAGAUGUUCGGCUGCAAGUGCUAGCGUCAUUAGAUGAAACAUUUGAUUACCAUUUGGCACAAGCCGAAUCAUUGAGUGCUCUUUUUGUAUCACUAAAUGAUGAGGUUUUUGAAAUUCGUGAAUACGCUAUAUGCAUUAUAGGUAGAUUAAGUACAAUGAAUCCAGCUUAUGUAAUGCCAAGCUUGAGAAAAACACUGAUUCAAUUUUUGACUGAGCUUGAUUAUUCUGGUAUGAGCAGAAAUAAAGAACAAAGUGCUAGGAUGCUGAGCCAUCUCAUUUUGAAGGCACCAAAAUUAAUACAUCCUUAUAUGGAGCCAAUAUUAAAAGUCCUUGUUCCAAAACUGCAAGAAUCUGAAUCAAAUUCAAGUGUUGUGCUAAGUGUUUUGAGAGCCAUAGGCUACCUGGCAGAAGUUAAUGAUUGUGCUGAAGAACUGGAAAAAUGGAUGAAUGAAUUGCUUUCAAUACUUUUGGAAAUGUUGGGUGAUGCAAGUUCAUCGGAAAAGCGUAGAGUUGCAUUAUGGACUUUAGGAAAACUAGUUCGUGCCACUGGACAUGUAGUAGAGCCAUACACCAAAUACCCCAAUCUUAUGGAUAUUUUAAUUAAUUUCUUAAAAACUGAACAGAAUGUUGAAAUAAGGCAUGAGACAAUAAGAGUUCUGGGACUUCUAGGGGCCUUGGACCCGUACAAGCAUAAAAAGAACCGUGGAUUAAUAGAUGUUCAAAUUGAUUCUGCCUUACUAUCAUUAGCUGAUGGAAAAUGUGAAGAUUCUGAUUUAUCUACAAGUGAAAUGUUAGUUAAUAUGAGCUCUUCUUCCUCUUUAGAAGAAUAUUAUACAGCCAUUGCAAUAGUAACUUUAAUGAGAAUAAUUCGAGAUCCCACAUUGUCACAGCAUCAUACUAGCGUAGUACAGGCUGUAACAUUUAUAUUUCAAACAUUAGGAAUCAAAUGUGUGCCAUAUAUUUCUCAGGUCAUGCCCAGUUUGUUAUAUGUAGUAAGGACAGCAGAUAUAAGUUUUUUAGAAUAUCUGUUUCAACAACUUGCUAUUUUAAUAGCCAUUGUUAAGCAGCAUAUUAGAAACUAUUUAGAUGAUAUAUUUGCUUUAAUUAAAGAAUUUUGGACGCCUUCUAGUCAACUACAAAUUACUUUAAUUCAUUUAGUUGAACGAAUAUCUGUGGCCUUAGGGUCAGAAUUUAAAGUUUAUGUACCUCAAUUAAUGCCUCAGAUACUGAGAGUGCUGUCGCAUGAUAAUAGCAAGGACCGAAUUGUAACUGUAAAACUUCUGUUCGCUUUGCAAAAGUUUGGCAAUAAUUUGGAUGAUUAUUUGCAUUUAGUUUUACCAUCCAUUGUAAAACUGUUCGAUUCCACAGAAUAUUCUCUAGCUGUAAACAAAGCAGCUUUGGAAACAAUUGACCAAUUAGCUGAUAUACUAGAUUUUUCAGACUUUGCAUCAAGAAUAAUCCACCCAUUAGUCCGAUGCAUUGAUUCCACACCAGAGUUGAGGCCAAUAGCCAUGGAAACAUUAUGUUCAUUAGUUAUGCAACUUGGUCGCAAGUAUAACAUAUUCAUUAAUUUAGUUAAAAGAGUAAUUGCUAAACAUAAAAUCCAAUGCCAAAAAUAUGAUGUAUUAAUUAUUAAACUACAAUCACUUUCGACAAUGGUUAAUGAUGACGAUUUUCAAGUAAUGAAAUAUUCUAAGACCAAAAAUCGAAAUAGAGAAAUAAGUUUGACAUCAAGUGAUACAAGCACAAUCAAGAGACUUAAUGUGAAAGCAGAAGAUUUGAAAGUAGCCUGGACAGCUGUGCGCCGAGUAUCUAAGGAUGAUUGGCUAGAAUGGUUGAGGCGGCUAAGUAUUGGUUUAUUGAAGGAGUCACAAAGUCCAGCUUUGAGGUCAUGUAAAGCUCUAGCACAAAACUAUCCACAACUAUUGCGAGAUUUAUUCAAUGCAGCUUUUGUAUCAUGUUGGACAGAACUAUCGAAAACAAUGCAGGAUGAGUUAGUUGAAAACUUGGAACAAGCACUUACUGUACCUGAUUUGCCGGAAAUCACCCAAACAAUUCUAAAUCUGGCAGAAUUUAUGGAGCAUUGUGAUAAAGGACCUUUGCCUUUAAAUCGACAGUUGCUUGGGGAACGCGCCAUGCAGUGCCGGGCGUAUGCAAAAGCAUUGCAUUACAAAGAAGAAGAGUUUCAUCGAGGUGCAAGUUCUCAGGUGUUUGAGACAUUAAUUCUUAUUAAUAACAAACUUCAACAAAAAGAAGCUGCUCAGGGCCUCUUGGAAUAUAAAUAUAAUUUCUAAUACAAUACCAUUUCUUUCAUGCAGGUUCAAGUAAGAUGGUAUGAAAAAUUGCACAGCUGGGAGAAAGCCUUAUCCCUUUAUAAGGAAAAAUUGAAUGAAGUCCCAGAUGAUGGCGAAUCUAUUCUUGGACAGAUGAGAUGUCUAGAAGCUCUUGGGGAAUGGGAUGAAUUAGGGGGAAUGGUUAAAAAUCAAUGGGAUAAAAUGGGCAAUGAUGGUCGAAGUAGAGCAGGUCGAUUGGCUGCUGCUUCAGCUUGGGGUCUACAAGACUGGGAAGGGAUGGCUAACUAUGUCAAGUGCAUACCAGAAGAUACUCAGGAUGGAGCUUUUUAUAGAGCAGUUUUAGCAGUGCAUCAUGGUAAUUAUGCAGAAGCUCAGCAGCUUAUUGAUAUAACUCGAGAUUUAUUAGACACUGAAUUAACGGCAAUGGCUGGUGAGAGCUAUCAAAGGGCUUAUGGAGCAAUGGUGUGCGUACAAAUGUUAGCAGAAUUGGAAGAGGUUAUACAAUAUAAAAAGUUUCCAGAGAGAAGAGAUAUAAUUUUGGAAAUGUGGUGGCGCAGGUUGAAAGGUGGUCAAAAAUUAGUUGAAGACUGGCAGCGUAUUAUACAGGUGCAUUCUUUAGUAGUAAGUCCUCAAGAUGAUACAAGAACAUGGUUAAAGUAUGCUUCAUUGUGCAGAAAAAGUGGCUCAAUGAUGUUGUCUCAUAAAACUUUAGUGAUGCUUCUUGGCUGUGAUCCUUCUUUAACACCCGAUAAACCCCUACCUAUUGAUUUACCACAAGUCACUUUUGCAUACACAAAACACAUGUGGAUGUCUGGUCAAAGAGAAGCUGCCUUUGUUCAAUUGAAUAGAUUUGUACAAAAGCACUCGCAUCAAACAAGUUGUGAUGAACAAUCAAUGAAGGAAGAUAGAAGACUUUUUGCCAGGUGUUAUUUGAAACUUGGAUCAUGGCAAGAAUCUUUACAGGGUAUAACUGAAUAUUCUAUUCCUAAUGUACUUCAAUGUUAUGAAGCUGCCACAAGGCAUGAUAGGACGUGGUACAAAGCAUGGCAUGCAUGGGCGUACAUGAAUUUUGAAAGUGUUUUGUUUUAUAAACACCAAUCAGAACAAGACAAUAAUGGCACUGGAGAAAAGAAAACGGACAAAAAUAUGUCCCAAUUUAUAUCACAAUUUACUGUACCCGCUGUGGAAGGGUUUUUCAGGUCGAUCAAUCUAAGUGAUGGAAGUUCUCUUCAAGAUACUUUACGAUUGCUCACAUUAUGGUUUGACUAUGGGCAAUGUCCAGAAGUAUACGAAGCUGUUGUUGAAGGAAUUCGUUUGAUUGCAAUUAAUAUUUGGUUACAAGUUAUUCCACAAUUGAUUGCCCGAAUUGACACACCACGUGCUCUUGUUGGAAGACUGAUACAUCAUUUACUUAUUGAUAUUGGAAAAUCACAUCCACAAGCUUUGGUUUAUCCUUUAACAGUGGCUUCCAAAUCCGCUUCUGUUGCAAGAAGAACAGCAGCAAAUAAAAUUUUAAAAUCUAUGUGUGAACAUUCUUCAACUUUGGUGGAACAAGCAAUGAUGGCGAGUGAAGAGCUUAUAAGGGUUGCCAUUUUAUGGCAUGAACUUUGGCAUGAGGGUCUUGAAGAAGCCAGCAGAUUAUAUUUUGGGGAGCGAAAUGUGAAAGGAAUGUUUGAUACAUUGGAGCCAUUGCAUGCUAUUUUAGAGAAAGGCCCUCAAACACUGAAAGAAACUUCAUUUCACCAAGCCUAUGGUAGAGAUUUGACACAAGCUCAAGAUUGGUGCCGACGAUAUAAGGUAUCUGGAAAUGUCCGUGACUUAAAUCAAGCUUGGGAUUUAUAUUACCACGUUUUUCGAAGAAUUUCUCGACAAUUGCCACAGUUGACUUCAUUGGAGUUGCAGUAUGUCAGCCCAAAAUUGUUGGCAUGCCGAGAUUUGCAAUUAGCAGUUCCGGGCAGUUAUAUGCCUGGACAAGAUCUAGUUAGAAUUGCAUAUAUCCAAAGUAACUUACAGGUGAUAACAUCAAAACAGCGUCCACGGAAACUGUGUAUACGCGGCUCAAAUGGUAAAGACUAUAUGUUUUUACUGAAAGGCCAUGAAGAUCUGCGACAAGAUGAGAGAGUUAUGCAAUUGUUUGGACUAGUGAACACUUUGCUUCAAAACGAUCCAGAUACAUAUAGGAGGAAUCUAACAAUUCAGCGGUAUGCCGUUAUACCACUAAGCACGAAUUCCGGGCUCAUAGGCUGGGUGCCACAUUGUGAUACUUUACAUACUUUGAUAAGAGAUUACAGGGAAAAGAAAAAAAUUUUAUUGAACAUUGAACAUAGAAUAAUGCUACGAAUGGCGCCCGACUAUGAUCAUUUGAUGCUGAUGCAAAAGGUAGAAGUUUUUGAGCAUGCUUUAGAGCACACGCAAGGCGACGAUUUAGCCAGUUUACUUUGGCUAAAAAGUCCUAGCUCCGAAGUAUGGUUUGACCGACGAACGAAUUAUACCAGGUCGUUGGCUGUCAUGUCUAUGGUGGGUUAUAUUUUGGGACUUGGCGACCGGCAUCCCUCGAAUUUGAUGCUGGAUAGACUAAGCGGUAAAAUACUUCAUAUUGAUUUUGGCGAUUGUUUUGAAGUGGCAAUGACGCGUGAAAAGUUUCCUGAAAAAAUACCAUUCAGAUUAACCCGCAUGCUUAUCAACGCUAUGGAAGUAACGGGAAUUGAAGGGACGUAUCGACGUACUUGCGAAUCUGUAAUGUCCGUUUUGCAUAGAAACAAGGACAGCUUGAUGGCCGUUUUAGAAGCCUUUGUCUAUGAUCCAUUAUUAAACUGGCGACUGAUGGACAUAAUGCCUCAGAAAAAUAAAAGGUCGAAGAAUAAUGAGAAUGGAUGGAUAUCGACUGUUUAUGAUCAUAACGAAGGAGAUGUUUUAAGUAUGAACUUAAACAAGAAAAGCAUUGUUGCUAAUAGUCUGCAUGAGCACACAAGCGAAAGUUCACAGCCUGAAGCAGUAAAUAAGAAAGCACUGGCGAUUAUAACUAGAGUCAGGGAAAAGCUAACAGGGCGCGAUUUUAGCCACGAUGAUAGCGUGACGGUCAGUAAACAGGUCGACUUGCUCAUACAGCAGGCAACAAAUAAUGAAAACUUAUGUCAAUGCUACAUAGGUUGGUGCCCAUUCUGGUGA
Messenger RNA from Ctenocephalides felis (cat flea), 7311 nucleotides. It is a transcript of the gene Tor, whose product is annotated as serine/threonine-protein kinase Tor. The record is from RefSeq and is a predicted model, not a curated record. Gene Ontology annotation, molecular function: protein serine/threonine kinase activity; protein-containing complex binding; protein binding. Gene Ontology annotation, biological process: negative regulation of macroautophagy; protein phosphorylation; TOR signaling. Gene Ontology annotation, cellular component: TORC1 complex; TORC2 complex; nucleus. The transcript is spliced from 21 exons. NCBI's taxonomy places the organism in Eukaryota, Metazoa, Arthropoda, Insecta, Siphonaptera, Pulicidae.